Molecule: messenger RNA, 793 nt
Organism: Camelina sativa (false flax)
Lineage: Eukaryota; Viridiplantae; Streptophyta; Magnoliopsida; Brassicales; Brassicaceae
Product: 15.7 kDa heat shock protein, peroxisomal
Source: RefSeq, a predicted model, not a curated record
AAUCCUGGAAUCUCAUCCAACGGUUGUAAUCAACCGAUAUCCACUAUAGCAAUAUACACCGCACCGUAGCUUACAAGUACCUCUUCAUCUUCUCCAAUGUUCUGGAGUCAUGACGGAACAAGAUAACGAAGAACAGUCUAGACUUGUUGAUAAAAUACUUAACACUCAACUCAAAUAUAUAUAUUUACACACAACACAUGUGACAUGACUAGCAACAAGCUUAGCUAAGAGGUUGAAGGAUAUGGCUGACGGAGGAAUAUUCUUUUAUCCAUUUCGAAGAUUCCAAGAAUGGUCAGGAGGAUCAACGGCUCUGAUUGAUUGGAUGGAAUCUUCAAACUCUCAUAUCUUCAAGAUCAACGUUCCUGGUUACAACAAAGAUGACAUAAAAGUGCAGAUCGAAGAAGGGAACGUUUUGAGUAUAAGAGGAGAAGGGUUAAAGAAGGAAGACAAGAAGAAAGAAGAGGAUUUGGUGUGGCACGUGGCGGAGAGAGAAGCUUUUGCCGGUAAAGGUGAGUUUUUGCGGCGGGUUGAGUUACCGGAGAAUGUGAAAGUCGACCAAGUUAAAGCUUACGUGGAGAACGGUGUUCUUACUGUGGUUGUUCCCAAGGACACGUCACCCAAAUCGUCAAAGAUUAGGAAUGUUAAUGUUACUAGUAAGCUUUGAUGUCUUAUACCGGUUUUAACCGGGUUUUUGGUUUUUCGUAAGAUUGGAAUAAAAUUGGACUUUGUUGUUACUUUAUAAAUUCAAUAAAGCAUGUAAUGUUUUAGAAAUAAUUAAGAAUUGGUUAGACAA